Molecule: messenger RNA, 14046 nt
Organism: Lymnaea stagnalis (great pond snail)
Lineage: Eukaryota; Metazoa; Mollusca; Gastropoda; Lymnaeidae
Source: the annotation of a GenBank genome assembly
GUAUCGGUGAGCGUUGAGAAAUCGAAAGUGGGGAAUCAGCCUUAGACUUCUGCCGUUAUGCUGAGCGUAAUCAAAGUCGUGUAAAUUCGUUAAGAUUUUAUUAACUUAUGGAAGGCUUGAGGCUGAACAAAUUUAACUAUCACAAUUUAUACAUUAUACAAUUUAAACAAUGCCGCGACAAAUUAUUUACUCAUACCUACCUACAUCAGGCGUGAGAACAGAUUUUAAACGUCUUAUGAAUGCAUUUCUGAAGGUAAACACAGUUCGAUAUGAACAGUUCAGUAAGGUGUGGCGUGAAAAAAAUAUGUCAUUCCUAUGUGCAGGGCGACAUACAGAACGAGAAGCAAGAGAGGUUCGUUAUUUAAAUUUGGGGUUAAUACUAUCUAAUUACUUUAUUUUUGUAUAUAAAUGAAAAAAAUAUUAUCCUACUUAAUAUAAUUUAUUUAAAUUUAAUUAAAUUUUGCUUAUUAGUAAUAUUAGUAAUUUAAAAAAAAAAAAAAUAAAAUGGCUACAACUACAGUACAGGCUUUAAAACUCUUGGCUGACCAAACUUCCCGUAAAAACGGGAGUGUCCCAUUUUUUAACGAUCGUACCUGGUGUCCUGAAAAAGUCUCUCCGGACGCCUAAAUGAAAAUUUCCCGUUUCUAAAACAAAACACAUUUUCACAUAUUAAAUAAGAAGGAGGGUUUAACAAUGGCUGGGACAACAGCCAAAUGCCCUCAAUUUAAACCUAGACUAGAUGAAUUUAAUUUGUUGUGUUGUAUUUUGUCGUAAAAUAUGUAUAAAUAAAUAAGUAUUCACUGCAAAAUUAUUGUUUUCGUUUAUGAUAUGCCUCAGAGUUUAAAUUAAAUUACAAAAGCGAAGGUAAAUUUAAAAGAUUUCAAGGUCUCAAAAUACCCGGUUGUUAAAAUUAGCAUAUUUCAAUAAACAGUUUCUGGGGGAGGCCCCCGGACCCCUCUUUAGCUGGAGGUUAUUCCCCCAACUGUCCUUGGGUGUGUCCCGUUUUUUCCAGUUCAUGAUUUGGUCACCCUACACUUACAGCGACUAAACUUUCUUAAAAGUACUGUCGAUUUUACAUUAAACUGAAAGUACUUAAACUGACGUUUAAACUGCUUAAUUUAACUUAAACUUAAAUUAAAGUUAGCCUAACUCUCAACUCAACUAUGUAACUUUAUAUUAGGUCUUUACAUUGAGACAGUUUGGCAUAUCUACUCUUGAAAUUCUUGGUUUCAAACUCAUGGCUCGUGACUCAUGGAUUGCGAACCCAAGGGGUGGCAGGUCUCAAAGGUUUUUCUAUAAGGUUGCGGCAAAAAUACUGAAAUACAAAUUUAAAAAAAAAAUAUUUUAAAACAAUUUAAAUUUGUAAUAGUGUUUUUGAAAUUGAAACAUAUCACAUUACCAAUACAUCCAUUUGCAUCUACUUCUACAUAUCUCUGUGAGAGUGGAUUUUCAACAUUUCUUCUUUUGAAAACCAAAAAAGAAACAGAUCAAUUGUUGCAAAUCAAGAGUCAGUGAAUUUUGAAGCUUGUGGACAAGUUACAUCAUUACAUAAAUAUGUCAUAAGUUAAAACUAUAUUGAAAAAUAUAUUUUUAUACUUAUAUUAAAAGGGUGCUUUCUAGGUUUUUGCAAUAUACUUUCUUUUGAUCAGACUAAAAAUUGAACUCAAAUGAUGUUUCCUUCCCGUGCUGGGUAUGCAUUGCACAUUUUGGUUCACAAAAUUAAAGGUUAGAUAACCAAAUAUUAGGAAAAGAGAUGUCCAGAGAUUCAAAUAUCUACUGUCUCUGCAAUGUAGGUUUUGGAAAGUACAGACUGGAUCUCUCUUAUUUUUAUUUUUUUCUACUUCUAUAAUUUUGACUUUGUGUGGAGGCAGAGACUCAUGAGUCAGAACAUAUCAAUGAAAUAAAGAACAUUUAAAGAUGUCUCUAAAAUUAAUGGACGUAGAAACAGGAGCAAUAUUUACUCUUAAAUAGUUAUUUAGAACUUAUUUAAGAAGAUAUUUCAAAUUAUUAAAGAGCUAACAACUUAAAGCCAAAUUUUUACCAUUGAUUUGUAGGCCUAAAGAUUAUACUUUGUUUUUUUCUACUCUUAAUUGCAGUUUAUUGAGAAAAUUCUGCUAAUAGCUAGAGAGUAUUUUUUGCCACCCUUCCAGUUUCAAGUAAGAGUUGGUGGUCUUUAUCUCUUAUAUGGUAUUUAUCAGAUUCAGCCAUUGUUGCCUAAAGUAAAGGUUAGUAUUUUGAUAUUAUUAACACUACCUACAAUCAUUACUAUAAGAAUGUUAAUCUAAACAUUAAAUAGCAAGAGCAAAGUUUUGGCCUGCUAAAUUGAAAGGUUAAAGUGGAGGACUUAACAGAGGAUGCAACCACAUUUUUAAAUAUUUUUUUCUGUAAAUAUCUACUCUGAGGAUUACAUUUUGACCAGGGCAUCUAUUCUUCCCCCCCCCCCCCCCCCCCCCCAUGGUGGAAGCCAAACUCCCCCUCUCCCUUGAUCUUUGUCCAUUCUGCAUGGUAUUUUUUUCAAGAGUUCAAUAUAAUUAGUAAUACAAAAACUUAUGGUUUGAUUUAGUUUAAAAACAGUUAAAAAAACUUUAGCACAUUGUUGACUAUUCAAUAAAGAUAUUGAUAACAAAAGUUUACUAUUUCACUAAUAGCUAAAAAUACUUAACAUUUUUCAGGAAAUCAAAUUAUCAAAUCCAGAAAUAGUUUUAAAAAAUGAAUUUUAGUUGGCCUAUAAUUGUAAUUGUAGUUCUUAUUAAAAAAAAUAUCAUAUCCCUGAUUUGGCUGUACUAUCAAAAUUGUGUAAAUUUUAUAAUUUUUGAUUAGAGUUAAAUCUUCAGCGAAGCCAAAUUUUUUUUUUUUAAUUACCAAUCAUUUCCCAUAUAAAUUUUUGGAAGCAACUAUUUUCUUUCCCUCCUGUUUAUGCAUCUCUGCAUUAUGACAGUACACUACUAACAAGAUUAUACAGGUGUCAGUCUUGGGUGCAGGAAGUUGGGGGGGGGGGGGGGCCCACCCUCUAAAAAAAUACACUAUUUUUACAUCUUAUUUGCCUCACAUCUCCUUACCGCUUAAGUUAAAUGUUUCAGAUUCGUAUCACUCCAUCUCAGUGGACUGACAUAGUUUACUUUCAAGAACAGGCUGCUCAGCAAAAUCAUCUUGAUGUUGUAUAUAUUUUUAAUAGAUUGUUGCAGGAACAGGCCUUCCAUUUUUGCUACACCCCUGAUGAAGUAAGUCUAUUAAAAUCUUAAGCUGUGAGUAAUGGUUUUCUUUUUUGAAAAUAUGACUAUAUAUACUCAUUCAUAAGCUUUUAAACUAAAAAUAUUUCAAGGAGAAUAAAUGGCUUAUGAUCAUGUCAUAGGAGAUUUCUAUGAUUUUCUCUAGUUACAUUGAUUGUAUUAUAGAAAAAAAAAUGUAGAAGAAAGUAAUUAACGGAAGUCAAUAUAAAGCUGAGUACAAAAUUGGCAGUUUGCAAAAUUCAGUUACAACACACAUAAGGCUGGUCUUCAUGUCUCAUUCUGAACUUGUCCAUUUAAGCAGGUCUGAUUGUCAUAUUUCAUAAGAUCAUAGUAGCAGUUGAAAUGUUUCUUUAGAAUGGUUAGAUUUGGUAUCAGCUUCUGAUCUAUAUUAAAUGCCCAUAUAAUGAGAUCUGCACAUAAGCAAACUUUUUAAUUGAUAUUUUUAGAAGUGAAUACGCCUGUGUAUGACAUCAGCUAUUUUUGGAAAUGUUCAGAAUGCUUACCAUAUAUAUCUGUGUUAUACACAAUAAUGCAUUUUAAUUUGUUUUUAAGUCUUUUUACUUAAACAAUUAUUAUUUUUUAAAAAAUUUGAUCUAAGAAAAUUGUUUUUUUAGUAUAAAAUUGCUGCUAUGGGUGUAUUAUUUUAUGGGGCCGGCUCAUGAGGGGUGUCAGUGUGAGAUUGCACAAUUUUCAGGCUUUACCCUGCCAAAAUUAAUUGACUUGGCUUAUAAAGGAAUGGGCUUAUGAAUAAGUAUACAGUUGUAAAAGAGAAUGGUGUUAAAAUUUAAAAAAAAAAUGCCAGACUAUUUUAAACUUGAUCAUAAGGGGGAGAGACUGCAAUUAGGUUAGGCAGAGGAAAUAAGUGAAACAAAGUAUGGAAAAACUAAAAAAAAAGGAUGUAAAAAAAAAAACAAUGUAAGAAGCCUUCUUCAGUGAACAAACAGCAAAAGAAUAAUUAAAUAAUAAUUUAGGGAGUGCAGUGCAGAUUGUGCUAUCAAUUUUUUGCUGGUCUCUUUUAGAAUGUCAUUAUUUUUAGUUAUAAUGUUGCUAGUCCUUGGUUGGUACAACUGGCUGUCUUUUAGUUGCCUGUGCUUCUUUAAUGUAAUAGAUUCUUGUCAUACACAAUGGCUGCUCCACCUUUGUCAGCUGGAUUGAUGAUGAUAUUUCCUUUUGAUGAUGAUCUUUCCUGCUAUGUAGCGUGGAGAGUUCCUUUAACUCUUCUUUAGAGAGUGGUGGAGUGGAGGUAUCAGGCUAAUUAUUGACAGUUUCCCCUUUAAUCUGAACUGGUAAGGUUUGACUAUCCUUGCUCACUUGAAUCACUUGCUUGGGGAUGUUUUGUUUUACCUUUUUAACAUUCUGAUUAUAAUCUCAAUCCUUAAGAUAAGCCACUUUGCAAACAAACAAGAAUCAGAUGACAAAGAAGUAGACAUAGCUGAUGACAUGAAAGAAGAAAAAAGCUCAAUCUACCAAUUGUUUAAUUAUGAAUCUAUGGAGGUGAGUUUACCUAAAAUGUUCAUUAGUGUAUCGCAAUACUUAUUUCUCUUAUUACUUUAUUACAUACAUCAGUACAUGUAUUUAACAUUAUUACAUACAUCAGGAUAUGUAUUUAACAUAUUUACUACCAGGUUGACCCUAAAUUUUCAGUUAAUUAUACUACUUUAAUCUGUUUUUACAAAAAAACAUCUUCUAGUCAGUCUGCCAAAAUUAGUAAGAAAAAAGCAUACCCAAUUUUAUUUAAUAUAGUAGUCAUCUCACCUAUUCCUGGAAAAGAAAAUUUUAGGAAAGAUCUAAAUAGCAAAAGCAACAACUUUAAGAGUUUAAGAAUAUUAAUGAACAUUUUCAUUUAUUUUGCUUAAUACAGGGUCAGUAACUUAUUAAACAUUUUUGUCUGGGGUUAAAAUAUCAGAAUCCGGAUGUUAUUUAUAAACAAUUAGAAUGAACUUGAGAUUUUAGAUUUCAUUGUUCAAGAUUAUUUUUUUUUAUCCACAAUAGAUGAAACACUAAAUGACAUAUGAAUACAAGUCCGAACUUACUGGUUUUUAAUAAUCUGGAGCUCAAGGUCUUUGAAUAAAUGUAACUCAAUAAAAGACAAUCUUUACAUUGAUGGCUUGUAAAGAAAUCAAUAAAAGACAAAGAUUACAUUGAUAGCUUGUAAAUAAAUCAAUUAAAGACAAUCUUUAGAUUGAUGGCUUGUAAAUAAAGUGAUUUUUAAUUUAUUUUCCAGAAAAUAUCAUAUCUUCAAAAUCAAUACCAGCAGCUAAAAAUAGGACUAGCCGGACCUAAUUCCUCAAAACCUGAAAAGUCUCUAGAUGUGAUGCAUGGAGAACUGAUGGAAGACCUAGGAGUGUAAGAAAUUAUGUAAAGUGUGAAUGGUCUUAUUAACCUGCUAAAAAUAAUUAUGUCAAGUUUUUCUGCUGGCACACAUUGAAAAGUAAAAUUAGGGAUAGCUAAAUACUUCAGCGAUCAGAAUCUAAUCAAAACAGUUUCUCCUAUAUCAUUUUGACUUAAAUUGCUUUACUGCAAAUUCUCACAAAUGCAAUGCAACUCACGUGCCAGAACACAAAUAAUCUGUUAAAUGUAAGUUGAUAUGUUAUUAUUAACACCCAUAAGUUUUCCAGUUGCCACAAUCCCCUAUAGUUUAAUCGAAACAUUUUCAACAUACAUGAAGUAUGAAUAGGCCUACCAUUUCCUGUCAAUUAAAUAUAUAUAAGAAUAAGCUAAUGUCACCAUAUGUCACAGCUAAUAAGAAUAAGCUAAUGUCACCAUAUGUCACAGCUAAUAAGAAUAAGCUCAUGUCACCAUAUGUCACAGUUAAUAAGAAUAAGCUCAUGUCACCAUAUGUCACAGCUAAUAAGAAUAAGCUAAUGUCACCAUAUGUCACAGCUAAUAAGAAUAAGCUAAUGUCACCAUAUGUCACAGCUAAUAAGAAUAAGCUAAUGUCACCAUAUGUCACAGCUAAUAAGAAUAAGCUAAUGUCACCAUAUGUCACAGCUAAUAAGAAUAAGCUAAUGUCACCAUAUGUCACAGCUAAUAAGAAUAAGCUAAUGUCACCAUAUGUCACAGCUAAUAAGAAUAAGCUAAUGUCACCAUAUGUCACAGCUAAUAAGAAUAAGCUAAUGUCACCAUAUGUCACAGCUAAUAAGAAUAAGCUCAUGUCACCAUAUGUCACAGCUAAUAAGAAUAAGCUAAUGUCACCAUAUGUCACAGCUAAUAAGAAUAAGCUAAUGUCACCAUAUGUCACAGCUAAUAAGAAUAAGCUAAUGUCACCAUAUGUCACAGCUAAUAAGAAUAAGCUCAUGUCACCAUAUGUCACAGCUAAUAAGAAUAAGCUAAUGUCACCAUAUGUCACAGCUAAUAAGAAUAAGCUAAUGUCACCAUAUGUCACAGCUAAUAAGAAUAAGCUAAUGUCACCAUAUGUCACAGCUAAUAAGAAUAAGCUCAUGUCACCAUAUGUCACAGCUAAUAAGAAUAAGCUAAUGUCACCAUAUGUCACAGCUAAUAAGAAUAAGCUCAUGUCACCAUAUGUCACAGCUAAUAAGAAUAAGCUCAUGUCACAGAGUUCAGUAUAAAAAUUCCCUUUUACUGCACCAAACAAUUUUCUCAAGCUCUAGUGGGCCAAAUAAAAUGAGUUGGUGGGCAGCAUGUGGCCUUCAGGCCUCAGGUUGGACAGCACCGAACUAUUUUUUACUGUAAAUUUGUAAGCAAACAGGGAAAUACUGAAAAUCAGAUUAUUUAAAAUUGUGUUGUCAAAAUUUUGAAAUUAAUUGGCUCUAAUAUCUCCAAACAAUAUGAAUUAAACAAUUUUGCUUGAGCUCAAUGAACCAAAAUUAAAAACAAUCUUAUAAGAACCUAUUAAAAUUACUAACUAUUGUUUUAAAACACCCCCCCCAAAAUUUAAGCUUUGUAUGGUUACCAUUUAACAAGUAGUACUUUUUCACUCCAAAAAAUUAGCAAUUUGCUAAGUAUAUAAAGGAAAAAAUUGGACCUUGACAUUAAAAAAUAGGCAAAAUAAGAAAAUGCUGAUCCAUUGAUAGUUUUCAAAAUUGCAAGAAAAUUGGUAUAUACAUAAUUUAAAAUAAAUUUUUGAACUAUGCAUUUAACAACUUUAAGUUUUUAAAUUUCAAAGGCUAAGAAAAUUUGGUUUGUUUGGGGUGGUUUCUAUAUUUAUACCAAAAUGUCCAAACCUGAUCAUGUUACAGAUUUUAUUUUACUUUAACAAUAAUACUCAAUUGGAAAUACAUGUUAAACUACUUUUUUAAAAUGAAAAUCUAUACAUUACAUGGUAAAGGGGGUUGUGACACUAGAAUUUUAAUAUAGUUUAGGGGUGUGCAAAAUUAAAAGAAAUGUAAGACUCAUCAAUAGAGGGAAAUGUAUAUACAUAUUUUAUAACUGUAGAAGUAAUAAAAUAAUGUAUUUAACCUUCUUUAGAAAACACAGGGAGAGGAAAGACGGUUUGUAUUUUUAAUCCAAUAAAUUAUAUUACAGUCGUGAAAAAGAAAUGGUUUAUAUUUUUAAUUUGAAAUAAAUAAGAAUGUGCAUUACCAAUGUCGUACAGUUCAGUGGUGUUUACAAAUUGUGGGCACAUUUAGUGGAUAAGAUUUUCUUCAUAACUAAGAACAUGAAGAUUUUGUUUCAAUUUUUACAAAGAUACUGCUUCCUGAAAAUACAAUUCAGGGACAUGAACAAUGAUGGGUUAAGAUUUUCUGUGAAAUAAGAAAACAUUUUUUUUUCACUUUGUGCAAAAUACUGUUCACGGAAAAUUUUUAUGAGUUUGAUAUUUCUUUAAAAAAAACAAAGCUCUUUACAAUUUUCUGAUAUUGUAGUUCAGGAGCGAGGAAAAAGUUUGGGUGAAUUUUUAAUGAAGAUAUCAAUAUAUCAACAUCUGUUAAUGUUAUUUAAAAUAUUGCAUAGAUUUUUAAAAAUGUAUGGACAUGAUUUUACUAUUUUUAGAAAAUAUGUUUUUUUUGUUGCUCAGGGGCAUGUAAAAUGGUUGUGAAGGGCUAUAUUAUAUAGAAGAUAAACAUUUCUCAAAAUCCAAUGAUGUUAGAAGCCUAAACAUCUAUACCUAUAUAAUUCUUUAAAAAUAAGGAAAAUCUGAUUUUCUAUUUCCCAAACAUCGUGUUGGCAAAUUGCCAUCAUUUUUUGUUUGGGGCAUACCAUGCAAAACAGAAUAAGUUGAAAAUGGAGUUUGCAACAUCAUGUAGAAAAUAGCGCAAUGAGCCUUCCUUUAAAACCCUGUAAGCACAGGGUUAUAUUUUCUAGUAUAUAUAUUAGCUAAGUUUUUCUGUCUCUGUACUUUAGCUGUUGAAGGCUUUAUACCUGAAAUGUCCACAUUUUUGUAUUGUCUUUCUUUGUGGUUUUUCUCUACAUUGUGUAUAUAUCUUACUGCUUCAAUCUGAAUGCAGUCCUUCCUGUAUUUCUCUUAUUUUUGUCCUUAGAUUCAUGAAAAAUUUAGUUUAUUUUUACGCAAUUCUUGUUUUUUUAAACAAAACUAAGAUUAUGGAAAAGUUUCUAGCUGUACAUUAUAUACAUAAAUUUAGAUACAUUUUUAUUUUAAGAUCCAUUUCAUCAUAAGUAAAUAUGUAUUCUUAUUUCUUAGACUGCUGCAGACUUAUAAUGAAAAAAUUGCAUCAAUCUUAAAAAGUGUAAGUUAAUUUUAGAAUGCAAAAAAAUUUGGAUUUUACAUAUUGUUUUGUUAUUAUCUUCCUUCAAGGCUAUUUCUAUUUAGCAUGUUUGGCAUACACAAGCCAAUUCAUAUUUCAUAUCUACACAAAAAAGUUUGUGCCUUUUGAUUUUAUCAACAUUUAAAAUAAAAAAUAAUCCUAGAAUUCAUGUUUUUGAUCUUAAGUUUGUAAACUUAAUUAUAUUCUUGUAGCAAAAAUCAGUGGAAAAAGAAACAGGCUCAGAAGAAGUAGUGGUAAGUUAUCUAUUUAGUAUUGAGUAAUUCACUCUUAUUAUCAGUAUUUAUAUAAUUGUUAGUUUUGAAAAAGAAAUGCUCUAAGAAAAUAUGCAUUUAAAAUGUAAUUGUUUCAUUGUAAUUUAUCACAUCAGAAUCAUUCUACUCUUUAGUGUGCAGUUUAAUGAAUGCUAAGAUUAAGUUAUUUAAUUUUUAUAUGAACAUGUUGUAAAAUGAGGAUUGCAAUUUUUGUAAUGGAAGGAUAGGAAAUACACUGAAUUUAUUUCUAAAGACAUUUAAAUGUUGCAGCUGCAUAUUCUCAUAUUUAAAAUCCCUUAAUGUUAGCCAGACAGCAGUGUGAACAGAAGACAUAAACUCAAGCUACAAGCUUACAACCAGAUGACGGCAACAUCUUCUAAAAGUACUCACAAUGUUGUGAUUAUCAGUCCUACCUCUCCCAAGAAAAGAGUCGGCUCCACCUCACCCAAGAAAAGAACUAAUUCUACAUCUCCUGACAAACAAGCUAAUCAAGAAGCUACUGUCAGAACUGAAGCAGAUUUUGAUGAUGGUAAUGCUAAAUUUAAUUUAUGCAGAAUAGCUUUAUUAAUUGUAUGGCACAAAAUUCUUUCUUAUUUUAAGACUUGUAACAUUUUUCUUAUUUACUCUACUCCCAUUUCUUGAAUACCUCUGAUACUUGUUAUAAAUCCCGUUGGUUCAUAAGCCGACCCCCAAUUUUUUUUAUAGUAAAAGAGACAGUUCAGAAUGUUUCAGAAUACAGCAACAUACAAAGAAAUUUUAAAAAACUCUUACCUUAUUAUAGAUAAUUUACCGUAUAUGUUUUUGUUUGAUAUAUUGCUUUCAUAGCUUAAGUCAGUGCAAUGUUGAAAUAAAAUGAAAAUAGCAGCACAUAUUUGAACUAAAAAUAGCAGCAUACAUUUGAACAUCGUAAAAAUGAAGCAUUUUAUUGUAAUUAAUUCUGUAAUAAACUUAGUAAUGGUACCUAAUGUCAUAAUUGCUGCAUAAAACAAAUGCAUUAGGUUGGCUUAGUGAAGAGAUACCAGUUUUUUUAAUGUGUGGUCAAAGGCUAAAUCCACAAAUGCUGUUGUGAUACAAAUUUUGUUGUCUUUAUUAUGCUGCAAUAAUUAUCUUCCAUAUUCUAAGCCAUUUCAUCUAUAGGAUUUGCAUUAAAGCAUGGUAAUCAUCGGUUCAGACAGUUAAAUUAAAAAAAAAAAAACUCUAAUAAAUAUUUCAAUAAUACUUUUUUGUGUCUCAGAGUUUAAAAAAACAACACUUUAUUUAAUUCAGAUAACUUCAUGUUCGGUAUAUAAAUAUUUCAGAUAAAUUCAUGAUCAGUUUACCAAUCUUUCAGAUAACUUGGUGUUAAAUAUGCCAGUCUUAGAUGACAGUGAUCACAACUCAGAUCAGGAUUACGAACCACCCACGAAAGUUAUUAUUAGUAAGUGGUUUUAAUAUGUAAUAAAUAAUGGAUAAGAGAAGGAAAAAAACCAAGUUUCCUGACAUGCUGCACAUAUUGAGUACAAUUCAAUGUAUAUAGUUUUCUAUCACCUGAAAUGAAUCAAAGUUAAUCCCAAGUGUUUCACCUAGAUCAGAUCCACUCCUCUUUCUGUCUCAAUGGAUCCAAUUGUCGACCCAAAAAAAUGUGUUGUAUUAAUUUCUUAUUGGUCAAGUUGAAGAGAUUUAUGAGAGAAAAGCAUGUCACAAAAAACUUGAUGCACUCGUGUUGUUCAAGUUUUCAAAUGAUAUUUCGGUCAAGAUAAAGGUGUGUGACCUGUAGAAAACCAGGACGCAAACAUAAUCAGAUAACAGGUCCAUGUGACUUGUAUUUUUGUAAGCAUUCAAUAUUUAAAAAAGAAAAUAAUUCUACUUUUGUUGAUAAUUUAAAGGCACCAUGAAGUCACAUGACAUUUACACGCAUACAGAGCAAACUUGUCACUCUGCUAAUUGACAGACUGAUCAAAUUUAUAUUUUGGAACAUGUGAAACAAAUAGAACCAGCACCUGCUUUCAAUAUUUUAAAAUGAGUUGCUUUCAAAUAUUUAGGAUUUUAAUCUAUCACUUGCUGGAGUUUAGUUGGUUUUAAACAGCUGAUGAGUUGUAUACUGUACACCUGAGAGACUUGUAGUGACGAGUUUUUUUUUACUAUGCAGCUGAGAGAACUGUAGUGUGUUGAGUUGUAUACUAUAGUAUGAGUAGUGUAAGUAAAGACCAAGUAAAUGCUCUAUUAUCAUAUUUUAUUUUUACUUUUCAGGAUCCGAAAAUCUUCCCAGCCAGAGUGUUAAGAUUCCCAAAUCAACUCUUAAAAAAACUAUACCAGAGGAGCAAUUACUUGAAAAUAUAAUGGAUAAGUCUGUAGAGACCAACUGUGUACCUACGCUUAGGAAUGUAACACAAAAUUUAGGUGAUGACUCUAGGGUGAUGGAUGUUGCAAAUGGAAGGAAACAACAUGUUAAAUUUAGAUUUCCAACAAAAAAUGUAUGUUAUGCAGGUCCAUCAAAUGAAGCAGUUCAUGAAGUCAGCUCUAAUGCCAAAACUUCCCAAAGAUUAAAAAGUCAACCCAGGAAAUCCACGGUUGAGGAAAUAAUUGUUUUUCCACCAACCAGAACGCAACAAGACACAACUUAUGAGGAAGGGAAAUUUCAAAAAAGAGGUCGUCCGAGAAAGAAGAAUCUGAUUCCGCCUGCUGUUAAGUGCCCAAGUGAUAACAAAGAACAUAGACCAAAAACACAAAAUAUAAAAAAGAAAUCUGACAGUGGUGGUUUAUCAUGCAACAGAAUGCAUGUCAUCAGCCCUUCACACCGCAAUGAACAAUUACAUUUACCAAAAAAAGGCAAUGCAAAGAAAACAAAAAUUGAUAUGCAACAAUUUGCCGGCAAUGAAAUCAUUGUGUUUCCUUCUAAGCCAGUAAUCCUUAAAAACAUAAAAAGUAACCAAAAUAAUGUAAAAUCUAAACCAAAAAAUGAUUCAAAUCAAAUGAAUGAAAGAGAGCAAGCUAUAAGAGAAACAGUUCAAGAAGAACAAUCAGGUGUGCAUCCUAAAGGAAACAUGUCUCAAGCUGUUUCUAAGAUCACCAGCAAAUACCAGAAAAAACCUAGAGAUAAGGCAAGGGAAGUAACUGUCACCAAAAUAGUUGUGGGGAAAAAAGUUGGUCAACCUCCAACUGUUCAAUCUGUGAUAGUUCAGGACAGUAAUCAAAUUCAAAGAAAUUGCAUAAUAGAAAUAGAUGAUGAGGAAGAUUCUGAUAAUGGUGGACAAUCAUCUGGCAACCAAAUGAUAAAUGUAAAGGUAGGAACUAAGGGUGAUUGCAAAAGAAAAAGAUCACUUGAAAUGGGGGAAUCCACAGUAGCAGGAAAAAAACCACAUUGUUCUGCUGCAAUUUCAAACUCUGCCAGAGGAAGGAGAAAGAGCUCACCAGUUUCAUCUCAUUUACAGGAAGGUAAUAUUAAUUUAACUGUGAAUCAACCAAUCAAAAAAUCCACGACAAGGAAAAGUAUUAGUCAGAGUCCCCGCCAGACAAGGGCAGGAAGAAGCCAGAAGGCAGUAUUGCAAUUAGAUCCCAGAACUGCCCAAGGAAGGGGAGGUAAAUUUGUUGAGAAAGGUUCUGGAUAUUCAGCAGCAGAAGAUAGAGAUGGUCAAAGCCAUAGAGACAAAGAUGAAAAUGCCCCUAAAAAAUGUACACAAUUUUCCAAGGGUCAAGCAUCUACCUUGCAGUCCGAAAACCCAGAUGGUGGAAUGUUAGAAAGAAAGAAAGUGGAGAAAAAAGUUUUACCUUUUGCAUAUAGAUUCUUAUAACUUUUACAUCCAUUCCUAUGUUAAUAUUCUAAAAUUACUAUGUGUGAAAAUGCAAAGAAGCUGCUAUUAAGGAAUCAACAGUUUUGUUUCAAUGCAUUUUAACAAUAGAUUUUAUUUGUAGUUUAAGUUAAAAUUUUUGUUAUAUUUAACCUUGAUUUCAGUCUUAUAUCCAUGGUCUCAAUUAGCCUAGUGGAAAAAUCCAGUGCUUUUUGCAUUUUAAAUAUUUGGGGCCAUUCUCCAGAGUCAAAACUGGAGCUUUUUCAAAUUCAAAAUAAAUUUUUAGGAUUUAUUCAGCUAUUUUGACUGGUAGAAAAUACAUUUCAUUACACCAACAUGAUGUGUGCCCUUUUCACAGUAGUUCAGGUUAAGAACUUUGGAGAAAAGUCCUUUUUGUUUAGUGAAUCUAGAUUUUUCAAGAAAUAUUUCUUAGUUCACUGUGGCCUGUGUUAGCAUAUUGUGCCUUACUAAUUAAUCCUGCCUUGCACACACCUAAGACGUCAUUAGAAUUUAAAAAAGCUCACAUUUGUUAACUAAUUGAAGUAAUUUUUCUUGUAACAAUAAACUGAAAGUCUGUUGUUUUUUUUUAACUUAGUGAAUUUCUAUAUUUGUUUAAAAAAAGAUUAUGUUGCCCUGGAGAACUGAGUGAGAUUAAUGUCAGAAACGCAUUCCUUGUUAGAGAAAAAUACAUUUUACUCACUGUCCAGCAACGCCCACCCAAUUUCCUAGCUUCUAAUUGUAUUCAUUGGUACCUUUAAACAUUUUGGAUUAAUGUUAAAUUAAAUAAUGUACAGGUUCUUUCAAAUAUAUUUUCCUUUCUUUCAGGCUUAAUAUUGAAUUACAUUAUGAAUGAUUCAGUAAUUAUUGGAAUUAUUUAUAGUACUCUGGCUUGUUAAAUUUCUUUGAAAAAUGUUUAAUAAUAUGCUUCAAUUAAACUGCACGACCUUGGGCAAAUAUCUUUUAUUUACAUUGUAAACAUUGUAUGUGGACAGCACCUGUUAUCCCAUGGAAUAUGUUUUAAAAUAAAACUUAUUACUUAAGUGAUCAUAAAUUAAAGUUUAAGGUGAAAUAAUUGUUCACUUUUUGCACAUCAAAUUUAUUAAUUCAAUAAACC